GAACGCGGACUCUUUGUCCGCGUGAAUUAUCAACCAGCGGGAUGCGGACCUCGCCCGCCCGCUCGGGUCAGACGGUCCCCGAGAAUGGCAGCGUGGCUGCUGACCGGAAACGGCCUUGGCUGUCUGCUGACAGAUUGCCCAGUAAGUGUGGAUGCGGUCCCUCCCACGCCGCAACUUCUGAGGGGCUGUUUCCAGCAGCCUGCGGAGGAAAACCUUAGAAUUUUCCAGUUUGCGAGUUGAACCCCUCCACUCACACAAAGAUGCGAAAACGGGUCUAGAACUUGCCCGGACUCACUGGACUAUUCGGUGCGAGGGCGCGGCGGAGAAACGCACCCCCAGCCCCCUCGUGUGGCUCAGCCCCGCGCACACUGCGCCCCCGCCCGAGCUCUGCUGCUCUGCUCUGCUCUGCUCUGCAGGAGAACCGGCUCUCUAGGGUCGUCUUACCGUAGGCCAACCGCAGUAAGAAGGAGAUGCCGGUGACUUAAAUCCUAAUUCAGAGAUGGAGACGCCAGGCUUGUCUUCUACCAUCUCUGAGCAGCAGCUGCAGAGGCAAGAGGGCCUGAGCAACACCAAAACAGACUCGGCUGACCAGAGUCUCAUCUCGUCUGAGGAAUGGCUUCAACUGCAUGGGCUUAAGAGCAACAAAUUGACUUUGAAACAGAUUUUGUCGCAGAUUGGAUUCCCACACUGUGAAGAUUAUGUGACUUCUCUGGGGAGAUUUGUGGCUUCCCGGUACGCUGAUGGCCUAUUUCCACGGUUCUACAGAGCAGAAGAUGGCAGAGUAUACAAUUUAACAGCUAAAUCAGAAUUGAUCCAUGAAUUUGUGGAACAUUUAACACAAGCUGUGGAGAGCUACAAGCGGCGGAUGGACUGGCUCACCAGCAAGAGCCGGCAGAUUUUUGGUGUUGUCUUGGAGCAAUGCAUCACCAUAGUGCUGGAUUUUGGCGGCAUGCUGGCGGAGGAGCUUCAUCUGUGCCACGAUGCUCUCACCAUGGUCCUCCAGGAGCAGGUGGCUCACAUAACCAUGUUCAAUAUCAUAUGGGUUUCUCAAGAGCCUGUGAAAUGGCAGGAGGAUGCUGCUCCUGUGACGGAACAGUCCAUAGCUGCUGCCAUCAGCUGGGUUGGGAAACUGACUUUCAAGUUGGCCACGAGCCAGGCUGGCCGCCUGGACGCUUUGCUGGAAGCUGGGAAAGACAAAACCAUUGAAUCCAUUUACUACUUUGUGGUGGGGGAUGUUCCUGAGGAAUCCAAGGAGCUUCUCCUUCAGAGGGUUUUGGAGAUCCCAUGUCCUGUCUGCACAGUGUCCUUCAAUGCCAGAGGAGAAGGCACUAUAGCUUUCUUAAGGGAUCUGAGUGCCCAGACGCACAGCAGAUUCCAUGCCUUCGCAGUGAGAACGGAGUGUGUGGAAUUGCCUGCAUCCUCCACAAAGGCUGGUGACAAUGUAGCUACAAGGAAACUGAAAGGAAAACUCCCUCCAGGAGCCGGGGUCAGAGAGGACGUGUUUCUCAUUUGGAGGGAGAUGGAGGAAGCCUACAGCACACUGGCCCAGAUCCAGAGACUGGUGGCUGAGUCUUCCAAGUCUGGCAUGCCCACAACAGACCACGAAUCAGGAGCAACCUCUGUUGAGAAUGAGUCAAAUCCAGAGAACACCUGGGACUCUAAGAAGUGGCUACAGAAAUACGGCUUAAAAGCUCAGAAGCUGUCAUUUUAUGAUGUCCUUGCUGACUGCUCCUUCCGCCAUGCUGAUGGAGUUGUUGAUAUAAAAUCCAAACCGGAGAACGAGUCUGUGCAGACCAGUGCAGAGACCAACAAGAAGAAAGUCCAUGCGAAAUACUGCAGCAGAUUUAUCCAUGCUCCCUGGAAGGAUGGGAGCUUGGUCCAUGUCUGCAUGACCAAAGAGAAGUACACAUGGUACAGUGAGAGAGUUCAUGAAGUCCUGGCCCAGAUCCAGAGGAGGAUUAAAUGGCUACAGAAUGGGAGUCAAAUCCUCUUUGGACAAGUGUGUAAUGAUUGUGUCUACAUUCUCAUUGAUACCUCCCACUCAAUGAAGAGCAAGCUGGAUUUGGUGAAGGACAAGAUCAUCCAGUUUGUGCAGGAACAGCUGAAAUAUAAAAGGAAAUUCAAUUUUGUACAAUUUGAUGCUCAAGCAGUUGCUUGGCAGGAGAAGCUUGUAGAAAUCAAUGAAGACAAUUUGAAAGGGGCUCAGUCCUGGGUUAGAGACAUAAAGAUUGGAAGUUCCACAAACACCCUGAAUGCCCUUCAAAUUGCUUUUGCUGAUAAAGAAACACAAGCAAUCUACCUUUUGACAGAUGGGAGACCUGAUCAGCCACCUGAAAUGGUUAUAGACCAAGUCAAGGUUUUUCAGAAAAUUCCUAUUUACACCAUCUCCUUCAGUUACAAUGAUGAGAUUGCAAAUGGAUUUCUGAAAGAUCUUGCUGCUUUGACUGGAGGAGAGUUCCAUGCUUAUAAUUUUGACUGCAAGAAUCCCUGUUCUUCAGAGGCUAUUCAGAAUGAAGAUCUCACUCUUUUAAUUAAGGAAAUGGAGCAGGGGCACAGUGACCUGGAGAAGGUGCAAAACCUUUAUUCAGAGUCCUUGAUCAUGGACUGGUGGAACAAUGGAGAGAAGCAAGGAGAUAAUAAGUAUCAAAAAGAACUCUGUUCUAUGAUUUCAACCCCAGAAAAAUGUGCAAAAUCUAACUCUGAUAUUGAAUCUACACGAACGUCAUCCCUAAAUCUGUCGAAAAUACCAGGGAAUCUUUCAAAUCAAAAGAUUCAGAAAAAGAAAGUCCUCCAUGCAGAAUCCACCAGAACCAGCCUGCUCAGAAGCCAGAUGUCCACCCUUAAAAGCACAGACUGCAGUGAGAGGAAGGAUGGCCUUUCCACUUCCAGCCGCCGGGACACUCCAAGUGACAGAGGAAUGAGCAUCCUUCUGACAAGCGAGCACUCAGAUGACAAAUCAUCAGAAAGACUGACUCAAGAGGGAGGCCAGGUUUCUGAGCAAGAUUCCUCAAGCACAUCUUCAGCAAACUGGCUCAGGACACACGGCUUGGUUGCCAAGAAACUCACCAUCCUGGAUGCCUUGUCGGUGACAGCGGUCCCUCACAGCCCCGCCUGUGCUCCCGUUCUGGACAAGCAUGUUGUUUCCAAGGUCUUUGAUGAGGUGCUCCCUCUGGCACAUGUGAGCUACAAUGCAAAUAAGAUGGCACUAAUUAACCCCCAAGGAGUCAAGCUCAGUAUCUACAAGCAAAAAGUGGAACAGGCAAUUAAAUCCUAUGAAAAGCGCCUGAAUAAAAUUGUUUGGCAAGCAUUAUCUCAAGAGGAAAAAGAAAGGUUAGAUGCAAACAAACCAAUGCAGUACUUGGAAAACAAGGCAGCCUUAAACAAGGCAUUAGAGCGGUUGAACUGGCCCAUUUCAUUCAAAGAGCUGUCGAUUCUGGAAAAUGAAAUCCUAGCUGGGAAAAUGUACAUCAAGCAGGCCGUGGAAUUCCAGGAGGCUGCCAAGAAGGAGACUUAUGUGAGCAAGACCCUGGAAGAGCAACAGAAAUUUCAAGAAACUCCAACAAAAAAAAUCAAAUCAAAAAAAUGGGAUCCCUUCAAAGGCCAGAAGGUUAUUGCAAGAUGUGAUGAAAAUGGCUUUUAUUUUCCAGGGAUUGUGAAGAAGUGUGUGAGCCCCACCCAUGCACUAGUGGUCUUCAGAUAUGGAGAUACCAAGGUUGUGCCCAUCUCCUUUAUCACUCCUGUUGGGGGCGCCAUGCCCUGCCCGCUGCUCCAGGUUGGAGAUUACGUGUUUGCCAAGAUUGUGAUACCCAACGGAUUUGACUUCUAUGUCCCUGCUAUUGUCAUAGCACUUCCAAAUCAGGAUGUGGCCCAAGAUAAAUUCUACACAGUUUUAAAGUGUAACAACCGGAGAGAAUUUUGCCCUCGGAGUGCACUUAUUAAGAUCAGCCAAAACAAGUACGCCCUCUCCUGCUCUCAUAUAAAAUCACUCCAAACUCAGGAGGAUCCAAAAAUGGAGAAUGUGGACCCAAAGAACUCUACUUUCCUAAUAUGGCCACUCAAAAAAACUGACACUGGGGGUUCAGGGGAGUCAAGACAGGAGAACCCUCAGAAGAAGGAAAAGAAACCUGCCAGGAUGUUGCCUCUCCAGGAAGCAGCGUCCUUGGACCCAGAUGAGUCUUCCCGUGGCAUCAAGGCCCAAGGCGCCAGCCCUAAGUCCAAGGCAGGAGGGAGACGACAUCGUUUAUCUACAGAACACCCCGAAAUCUUUGUGAAUAAUAGUCCACGUGAGGUCACUCCCCAGUUUCCAGGCCAGUUUAGGUUCCAGUACAACAGGAACUCUAACACCCUUAAGUAAUGCUGGCAUCCACUUUCCCAGAGAAGGCCCUUGGCUUGGGGUCUAGGAGUCAGCCAGCCACCGCUGCCACACCCGCCCCUCGAGCAGCCCCGCCUUGCUCUCAUAGAGCCGCCCCCAGCAACAAAGGGCCGAGGACCAUCACUGAGGAACCCUGAAGCAGGCUAGUGGCAACUGUGCUUACGAGAGCCAGCGUUCCUCCAAGGCCGCUCAGACUCCAGCCCCUCACCACUGUGUAACUAUCCCCUCUGCUGAGGUAAGGCCGCCCCCAUUCUACCCCUGCCUUCCUGUUCUUUAAAAAGGUAGACAUCCCUGUCAUCCCCCACCUGGCUGCCUGCCUGUUCCAGCUAACUGGUUCCUGCUCUUCCUAACCAUUCUUUAUCGUAUUAUUUUCCCUGACCUUACAAAAUUGGACUCAUUUUUUUGGUAGACUCUCCCCACCAAGAAGUUUUAUCUGAGAGAUUUUACUGUCUAAAAUUUUUGGAUUUUUUGGAAGUGAGGCAGUUAUAAUCCAAGUCUGCAGUCUUCUUUUACAUUAUCUCAUCUGAAUUAGGAAUUUUAUCACUUAAUGUUAACACUGAAAUUCAGAUAUAGGAACUUGCCUGAUAUCUACAAAACUGAACAUUCCCUAUAUUACUGUUUUCUGGAAAUUUUUAUUGAGCCCUCCCUAAUUAUUUUUGUCUGUAGUCUGUUGUAGGUACCUCUCAUUGAGUGCAGAACCAGAAUAAAAACUCUU
Messenger RNA from Manis pentadactyla (Chinese pangolin), 5087 nucleotides. RefSeq names its product von Willebrand factor A domain containing 3B (gene VWA3B). Bases 500 to 4354 code for a protein of 1284 amino acids. Lineage: Eukaryota; Metazoa; Chordata; Mammalia; Pholidota; Manidae. The transcript has 27 exons. The record is from RefSeq and is a predicted model, not a curated record.